AUGGAAGCAGUCGAACAAAAGCCCAAUGGGUCGCCGGCUGAAGCCCAAGCUCGCCAGGAAGCCAACUUCGCUGACAUCGAAUCUCGAUUGCCAAAACGUUUUAGAAGGACUGAAAUGGGCUUGAUCGACAAGGGCACCGCUCUCCUGGGUUCGAAGAAUCCCUUUGGCAAAAAGGCGACCGCCAAGGACAACGUCGUCUGGCUUCUGGACAACACUGCCUACCGCCCUGUCAGGCCUGGAAGAGACGACCCUCAGGCGUGGGAGGCCGAAUUCGUUGCCUGCUACUUUUACAAGGGCCGCAGCGACAUUUCGAAAAAUGUUAGUGCCAUUGCGGACAUUAUAGGCCUGGACGGCAAGACGGGGAGCAAUGAAGAGGCCAGGAAGAGGAUCGAAGAACGUCUCAGACCCUUCAUCAUGGCGAUUGCUCCCGCUCGCACUAUCGACAUCAACAUUCCCUGCCCCACUCCGAACGGGACCCCUCAUAAACGCUUACUCGGGCCCUCGAACAGCAAUGGUAUCAGUAGCCAGAAUUUGCUCACUGGUGGCGCUGAUGAUGCCGACGGAAAAACGGUCAUCUGCACCAGCGAAGGGAAUGUAUUCCCCGACCUGGAAGGGAACACCCGUUUCGCAGGACCUGAAGGCUGGGGGGUUAUCUCCGACAUUGACGACACCAUCAAGGUGACCAUGACCACGGCGCCAAUCGGUAUCCUGCAGUCCACGUUUGCUGAUAUUCCCGUGACGACGUCUGGAAUGGAAGAUUUCUACAAGGUCCUGGACGAGUCGCUGAAAAAGCCUGCUUGGUUCUACUUGUCAGCUUCUCCCUACAACCUCUACCCAUUCCUUCGUGAGUUUCUUGACAAACACUACCCGCAAGGGACUAUGAUCCUGAGGGACGCCUCGUGGAUGAACUUUGCUGGCCUGCUACAGUCACUUACCCUAGGUGUCGAAUCAUACAAGACCGACCGUAUCGAAAAGAUCCACACCUGGCUACCCCGACGCCAUUUUAUCUGUAUUGGUGACUCAACACAGUCAGAUCCGGAAGCCUACGCUGAUAUCUACACCAAGUAUCCGGGUUGGAUCAAAGCGAUCUACAUCCGUAAGGUCACUGACGCUCCUCAUAUGGAGGACAAGAACAAGCCUCAGCGAUUCAGGGACGCCUUCAAGGACGUCCCAGACAAUGUUUGGAGGGUUUUUGUUGAUCCGAAAGAGCUGGCAGACCACGUCAAACACGUCGCCGGCGUUGCACAUCCAGGCAUGCUAGGCAACAUGCUGAGUAUGUAG
Molecule: messenger RNA, 1281 nt
Organism: Cladophialophora yegresii CBS 114405
Lineage: Eukaryota; Fungi; Ascomycota; Eurotiomycetes; Chaetothyriales; Herpotrichiellaceae
Exons: 2
Coding region: 1-1281 (426 amino acids)
Cellular component (GO): actin cortical patch
Molecular function (GO): phosphatidate phosphatase activity
Source: RefSeq, a predicted model, not a curated record